Messenger RNA from Bursaphelenchus xylophilus (pine wood nematode), 3749 nucleotides. The record is from the annotation of a GenBank genome assembly. Lineage: Eukaryota; Metazoa; Nematoda; Chromadorea; Rhabditida; Aphelenchoididae.
AUGAAGUUGAUCUACAUUGUUCUUAGUGUAGCAUCAGCUGCUUUGGUAAGUCCGAAAGUGAGAUUUUUUGUCAUCAAUUUUUGGCCUAUUUCGACAUGUCCUCUUCGGAUUUCACAUUUUUUCUGGUUGAUCGUAAUUACACUUUCUUUUAACUGUUAGGUCCUUUCCGCUCCGGUCGACAAUUCCGACCAACAGCUGGCUGAAAAGAUGGCCAGGAUUAUGCAUGCCGCCGGAAUCAAAGUUCCCAAAGAGCAAAUCGUCAAGAACUUCCUGAGAGAGCUGGAGAUGGUAAGUAAUUCGGUAAAACCUUCCUUUUCCUGGCCCCAGCGAAAAGUUAGCUUUGCAGCUUGCGCAAGCUGCGAAGCACGGGGCCAGAAAAAGGAGGUUUCUCCAGUAAUUCACGCAGUAAACGUGUACAGUGACGGACCUGAUCUAUUGGCAAAAAAGUACCACUUUGCAUCCGGGAAGCAUCAAAAAUGUGGCAAAAUGCAUCCCUUUCCAAGUGAAAAAACUUCGCUCGCAAAAAGAGCGGGCGCGCUUAUUGACGUCUGACAAGGGAAGUCACUUUUUUCGCAGAUCGAUCCAUACUGGUGACCUAGUGGACUGUGAAGGCCUCAGGCUGUGUAAAAAGAAUCUGGCGUCCAAAUGUGUUUACGGGCCCUGAGGACAGAGUUAUGGCUCAUCAAAGUUCGCGCAAAAAAGGUUCCGAAAAGACCCUCCGAAAAACGGGAUCCGAAAAGUGAGCUUCGGUAGCAGAGUGGUUCGCGGAUUUUUCUUUUGUCUGGAAGGGCCAGGGUUCGAUUCCUCUUCCCGGCAAUAACUAAAAAUAAUAUUGUAAGAGUAGCGUAAGUUACAAAAAAAAUUGUUUUGAAAUAUUUUUUGAAAAAUGUUAUUAUCCUGUCGUUAAAAUUUGGGGAAGUCGUUGUGAGCUUGGACACAGUGAGGGAUGCGAGGGCAUUUUUCCACCGAGGCUCGCAUUCAAUUUCUGGAAUAAUGCGGCGAUUACGGUGGAUCAAGACGCCGUAUCAUUGGAGAAAACUGCGGGAACUUUGGCGUGAAGGUAGGACUGGGAUUCUCAAUACGUAUGUCUCUGAUAUUUUAGAAGACGCCCUUGGUGAUCGUGAUAUCAUGCUGAAGCGUUUGAGUCAAACGCUUGCUGUCUGGGCAGAUGAUAAAUUUAGUGACGAUAUGAACAAAAUCGUCAUUUUUUUAACGACAGGAUAAUAAUAUUUUUCAAAAAAUGUUUUAAAAUAUUUUUUUUGUAACUUACGCUACUCUUACAAUAUUACUUUUAUUUAUUGCCGGGAAGAGGAAUCGAACCUUGGCCCUUCCAGACAAAAGAAAAAUCUGCGAACCACUCUGCUACCGAAGCUCACUUCUCCGACCCCGUUUUUUUGGAGGGUCUUUUCGGAACCUUUUUUGCGCGAACUUUGAUCAGCCAUAACUCUGCCCUCAGGGCCCGUAAACACUUUUGGAAGCCAGAUUCUUCUUACACAGCAUGAGGCCUUCACUGUCCACUAGGUCACCAGUAUGGAUCGAUCUGCGAAAAAAGUGACUUCCCUUGUGAGAUUUUUUCACUUGGAGAGGGAAGCGUUUUGACACAUUUUUGAUACUUCCCCGAUGCAAAACGUUUUUUGCCACCGAAUCAGGUCCCCCACUGUAAUGCGUGAUUUAUCGUAUAUUUUGCGGUAAUUUUAACCCAAAUUUUCUUACAAUUGUUUCAGUUCUCAUACGACAGUCGCGCUUUCCAAUUGAAAAAACUUUUUGCUUUCGUCCGUCAAAGCUUGGCCAAGAUUCCCGAGGACGAUCUGCUUGGUGAUGGACUGGUUGCUGUGUUCGUUUCGCUUGCCGAGUUUCGGCACCGGUUGGAGGGAAAAAUCGGCACCUUGGAGAUGACAAUUUUGGAUCGGUCCGUUUCGCUGCUCAAGCUCCUUUAUUUUGUAGGUUUCGCGAUUUUUGAGCCUCAUUUGGCGCCGGCGAAAGGUUGGUUAUACAGGGUGGCCCAAAAAAAAUGGAAACUCAUAUUUAUAGUCAUAUUUCAGUUAACUAUCCAAAUUUAUCCAAAGUAAUGAUUAAUAUCAGUAACAUGGAACAUUGUUAAUAACAUGUUCGAUCAUUUUCGAAAUAUCUGCCGUUGGCGGCGAUAUAGAGCGCCAAACGUGACUUUAAAUUUUGGGCGGUACGCCGCAGCUUUUUUUCGGGAAAUCGGUCCCGUUCUUGGCUCAGCGAUUAUUUAGCGGUCCCAAACUUUUGUGGCGUAUAGUACAGGCGUUCGCCUCUAAUUGAUAAAAAAAAUUUAGUUUGUACGAUCUAGAUCCGGCGAGUAGGCGGCAAUUUUGCAGACUCAGCAAAAUCAGCCGAUUCCUGGCCUCGUGCACUUUUUGCUUUCUCGGCCGGGACUGAAUCUUAUGAAAACGUUAAUUUUCUAUCCACAAAUUGCUACUGAGCCGGCGGAAGCACCACUAACACCAGAAUACCGAUGGUUGACGUUUCGGUAGGUUUUGACAUCUUUAACCACGAAAACCGGGGAUAUCUUGCCUCUGGCGCAAAAUCUUGCCCCAGGCCAUGACGGAAGAGGUUUUGACAGGGUUCGAAGAUGGCGGGUGCUUGACAACGCUUAACAGUUUAAUUCCUGUCAUUCUGAUGUUUGUGGACCUGCUCAAUGUUGAGCUGCGUCUCAUCCAUGAACAGGAUCUCCUCUCAUCGCCGAGCAGCGGCGCGGCGCCUGAGUUUUUGACGUCUUUUGAGCCGUACUAACUUGUGGUCUUCCGCAGGGCGCUGAACUUUUUGGAGCCUUAAGGCUUGAGCUGUUGUACAUUUUAGGCCAUUUGGCAGAUAGCUGUUAUGUUGAUAACGGUCCCUCGGGCAAUAUUUUUCAUGGCCACCAUCAGAUUUCACUUCACUCGCUUUUUGAUGACCUCAAGGUUGGCAGAAGCAUUCAAGGUGCACUUUUUUCGACUUCCCGAACGCGUACCAUUGCGGACUAUUCCGUUGAGUUGUUUGGUGGCUUUUGGCACAACCGUUUUUGCUACACCGAGCAAUUUAUCAACCUCACACGGUCCUUUUUCUUGCCGAAACAGGUCGGAAAUCGAGGUCCCUUUGUUUGACAUUCAUAAAAAACAUGUUAACCAAGCGAUAUGGGCAUGAAAAUAAAACCCCUAGGGCUAAAAAAUACGGAGAAUUUAACGGUGGAAAAGUUAUUUGUCUGCACCUCAAGGUUUUCGCGGCAGGACCCAUGGAAAAAAGUUUCCAUUUUUUUGGGCCACCCUGUACAGAAGAAGUUGCUCUGUAUUUCUGCCUCAAAAAUGAUCAAGUCUUGCUGAAAUUUGUCGGAAACUUGGAGUGCAAUUUUUCAGCGUCGUCAGUUUAUCGCCAAGUACAGCUCUUUGAACAAGCACCUCAAACUCGGUCUCAGUGAAGCCGAAAUCUACGAGAUGGUCCUUGGCCAUGUCACUCAAGUCUUCGAACUCGGUCUAGCCAUUAGAUACGAUCCCAUCAACGAGUACAACGACUUGAUCAUAGCCCUUCAAAACGUUGAGGACCAACCAGUUGGAGCUGCAGGUUACGAAUAUUUGAGAGCCCUGAGGGAAUUGUUUUUUGCGUUGGAAAAGCAUGGCGCAACUCCUGAAGACACCGCGUUCUUAAUAAAGGAGAUGCAAACUUUGAAGUCAGCAGUGUUUAAUUAUGAAUUGGUGGAACAGUAUCGGAAGAGACUUCGUGAACGUAAUGGCAAUAGAUUUGAACAAUAA